Molecule: messenger RNA, 2116 nt
Organism: Medicago truncatula (barrel medic)
Lineage: Eukaryota; Viridiplantae; Streptophyta; Magnoliopsida; Fabales; Fabaceae
Exons: 2
Coding region: 383-724 (113 amino acids)
Source: RefSeq, a predicted model, not a curated record
UAAUAUGGUGGGUGUGUGUUUUUGGAUGCAGGCGGAGGCGGAGGCUUGUAUGGGCUGAGGUGGGCCAUGGCCCACCCCCAAAUAUUGGGAAAUUACGAAAAUACCCUCAGCUUAUUUUGUUUUUCCAAGUGACCCACAGCAUUCUCACUUCAGACUUUUCCCCUUCCACUUCCUCUGUUACAGCACACACUUCUUCUCAUUCUUUGAAGCGCGACCGCCACACUUCUUCCCCUUCCGCCGCGCGACCGCCGCACUUCUUCCCCUUCCGACCGCGUGACCGCCGGCACUUCUUCCCCUUCCGACCGCCGGCACUCCCUUCUCUCUCAUUCAAAAAAGAUCAAACAAAAACCCUUUUUCUUUUCACUCUGUUUUUCCUAUCCAAAUGGAAAGAAAAGUUAAGAAGAAGAAGAGUGUAACACUUGAUCAUUUUUAUAAGAAGAGAGCUUGUGAGAGUGAAAGAGAUGAACAAGGAAUGACUCCUCCAUCUCAACCUAUUAAAGUUCCAAGAAUUGAAGAAGACAUAACUCAUAUGACUCAACCUGUUGAUGUUCAAAGAAUUGAAGAAUUGCAUAACGCGGGUGAUUUUUUGAAUUCUUUAGAACGUGAUCCUGGAAAGCGUUCCCCAAUACGGACAUUUCCAGCAAAUCAUGUUGAUGAAAGAAAUUAUGGGGAUAACAAAUGUGCUUUGUCAAGCCUUGCAACUACAAGCUCAAGAUGUAGUUAAUGCUAUGUUUCUGGUUCGUAACACAAAAACUCUUAUUCAACAAUUGAGAGAAGAUGGUUGGGAUAAAUUACUUGCUAAUGUGAGAUAUUUUUGUGUAAGACAUGCUAUUGAGAUUCCUGAUCUCGAUGAUUUGCAUUCAACAACAAGAUUUGGACGCUCUCGUCUCGAAGAGAACCAGGUAACAAUAGAGCACUAUUUUAGAGUUGAAAUAUUUUUUACUACCAUUGAUAAACAAUUACAAGAGUUGAAUAGUAGAUUUAGUGAGGAGGCAAUGGAUUUGUUAACUCUAAGUUGUGCUUUGACUCCUAAGGAUAGUUAUAAAGCUUUUGAUGUUGAUACUAUUUGCACUCUUGUUGAUAAAUACUAUCCCAUGGAUUUCAAUGAUCAAGAGAAGAUUCACUUGUGUUAUCAACUCGAGCAAUUCAUUGUUGAUGCCCGCAAAGAACCAUGUUUGAAGAAUUUAUCAACUAUUCAAGAAUUAUGCUCGUGUUUGGUUGCAACUGAGAGGAAUAAAAUUUACUUCUUGAUUGAUAGACUACUCCGCCUUAUCAUGACUCUUCCAGUUUCUACAGCCACAACUGAGAGAUCUUUUUCAGCAAUGAAUAUUAUCAAGACUAGGUUGAGAAACAAGAUGGGAAGUGGGUUUCUAAAUGAUACCAUGACAGUUUAUAUCGAAAGGGAAAUUAGUGCAAGUAUUAGUUCUGAGUCAGUUAUUGAUGAUUUCAAGUUAGUUGGAUCACGUAACGACUUAUUUUAAUUUCCUAAGGUAUGUAGUUUACUUUUUUGAUUAAACUUUGUGCUUAGCGUUUAUUUCAACUGAAAAAUUUAUAUUUUAUAUAUUAGAGUAUAUUUUGUUGGCCCACCCCCGAUAUUUUUUCUAGCUCCGCCACUGGAUGCAGGCAUUCGAAAUUAAAACAGCUAGACAUUUGUUUUUGGAUUGCGAUAUUUUCAGUUCUCUUUGGUCUCAGGUAUGGCUCUGGUUGGGUAUUUCUUCGGUUCAACCUGGUGAGCUCCGACAUCAUUUCCAACAGUUUACUAAUAUGGCAGGUUUACCUAGAACUACUCAUUUAUUCCUAAGAAUUAUUUGGUUUGCUUCGGUUUGGGUGUUAUGGAAGAAAAUGAACAACCGUGUAUUCCAAAAUGUGGUUUCUAAUCCUUCUAUUCUCAUUGACAAGGUUAAAUUAAAUUCUUUCUUAUGGUUGAAAGCAAAACAGGUGACAUUUAGUUAUAGUUAUCAUGACUGGUGAAAGCAUCCGCUACUUUGUAUGAAUGUCCAUGUGUAAUCUUCUUUGCCAGUUUUGGUGGUGCCUUCUUAAUUAUGACACUUUGACUUUGUAAAUACUCUUGAUUGGUUUUCCCUUUGCACACCUUGUGUGGGGAAAAUCAUUGUUG